UGAGCGCAGCUCUGAUUGUGCAAACGCAGCGCCUGAGCUCGGCGGUUACAGGACGGAAGCGCCCGAAAUCGCGUUGGUGCUUUCUCCUCCAAUAGGAACGGAACAAUUACAAUCCUCUCAUUUGCAUAGCGCCGUUAUAAAUAGGGGGCGCAGGCGCCAUUUUCGAGGUUGUUGUGCUACAGUGAAGAUCCUGAAAGAAAACAUUAAGGAUGCCCGAGCCGGCGAAGUCUGCUCCAGCGCCCAAGAAGGGCUCGAAGAAGGCGGUGACGAAGACGCAGAAGAAAGGUGACAAGAAGCGCAAGAGGGCAAGGAAAGAGAGCUACUCGAUCUACGUGUACAAGGUGCUGAAGCAGGUGCACCCCGACACGGGCAUCUCGUCCAAGGCCAUGGGCAUCAUGAACUCCUUCGUCAACGACAUCUUCGAGCGCAUCGCGGGCGAGGCGUCGCGCCUGGCGCACUACAACAAGCGCUCCACCAUCACGUCGCGGGAGAUCCAGACGGCCGUGCGCCUGCUGCUGCCCGGCGAGCUGGCCAAGCACGCCGUGUCCGAGGGCACCAAGGCGGUCACCAAGUACACCAGCUCCAAGUAAAAGGAGAGGAAAUUCUAACCCAAACGGCUCUUUUAAGAGCCACCA
This is a messenger RNA of Passer domesticus (house sparrow), 635 nucleotides long. RefSeq names its product histone H2B 7. The transcript has a single exon. Gene Ontology annotation, molecular function: DNA binding; structural constituent of chromatin; protein heterodimerization activity. Gene Ontology annotation, cellular component: nucleosome. The coding region runs from base 210 to 590 and encodes 126 amino acids. Lineage: Eukaryota; Metazoa; Chordata; Aves; Passeriformes; Passeridae. The record is from RefSeq and is a predicted model, not a curated record.